UUUCUGCUCACAGUUUAAAGCUCUGAAGGGGCCAGUGCUGAAGCAGGGCUGCGGAUGCGGAUCUAUGGAUGCAGGACGAUGCAUCGCCAAUCAAACAUCACAUUUCCCCUCUGACAGCCUACAGAACAGCUCUGAUCACAGAUCGCUGUUUGCCUGACAUCUCCGAGUGUUACUGGUGCCUGUGUUGUAAUGUGAAGCAGCCUUGCGGAUGGAUGGGUUAUAUGACCACUGACCACUAGUCUAGUAAACCAAUGUGUGUAAACUGGUCUCUGCAUCCCAACUAAGGACACACACCAUCUGACUGAAGGCUCUCUCUCUCUCUCUCUCUCUCUCUCUCUCUCUUUCGUCUGUAAGCUGCAGUCAUGUUCUGGAAGUUCGACCUGCACAACUCCUCUCAGAUUGAGAAGCUCUUGGAGAAGGAGGACGUGACCCUACAGGAGCUGCUGGAUGAAGAAGAUGUGCUGCAGGAGUGCAAGGCCCAGAAUCAGCGCCUCCUCCUCUUCCUCACUCGGGACAGCAGCAUGCUGGAGCUCCUCAACCUCAUCACGCAUGAGCCCCCUGCUGACCGGGAGGAGAAACUGCGCUACAAGUAUGCUAAUGUAGCAUGUGAGUUGCUGACAUGCGAUAUGUCCCUCAUCAAUGAUAAAGUUGGUGGAGACGAGUCUCUGAUGAACACACUCUAUAGUUUCCUAGAGCAGAAGUCAGCGCUGAAUCCUCUACUGGCUUCCUUCUUCAGUAAGGCCUUCGGCAACCUCAUCACCCGCAAGACAGAGCAGGUAAUUGGUUUCCUAAAGAACAAGGAGGAUUUCGUAGGGCAGGUGUUGAAACACUUGGACACGUCGGCCAUGAUGGAUCUUGUGCUGCGUCUCAUUAGCAGCGUGGAGCCCGUCUGUCUCAGACAGGAAGUGCUUACUUGGCUGAAUGAAGAGAGGCUGAUCCAGAGACUCGUUGAGCUGAUACACCCUCACAGCGACAGUGAGACGCAGUCGAACGCAUCUCAGACGCUGUGUGACAUCAUCCGUCUGAGCAGAGAUCAGGCCAGUCUGCUGCAGGAGACGUCAGAGACCGACCCUCUGCUCACAACACUAGAGCUACAGCAGAAUGUCGAGGCACUAUUGAAGAACAUGUUUGAAGGGGAAAAGAGUGAAGUGUGCAUUGUCAAUGGAACUCAAGUUCUACUCGCACUGUUGGAAACUCGUAGACCAGGUGUUGAGCAGGUGAUUGACCCGUGCUCUCAGGGAUUGGAAAAGUCUUACACUGUAAACAACAGCAUUUUAAUGGGCAUCCAACCACAUCUAAAGCAAUUCCACCACCUUCUGUUAAACCCACCCAAGAAAUGUGUGAUGUUGACCACGAUGGGUGUUCUGGAGGAGCCGUUUGGCAACGCGCGACUGCAUGCAUCCAGACUGAUGGCUGCUCUUCUGUACACCAGAGCUCCCAGAAUCCACCUCGAGCUCUGCCAACUGAACAUGAUCAACCUACUGCUGGAUUUGUUUUUCAAAUUCUCCUGGAAUAACUUCCUACACAUCCAAGUAGAGCAUUGUGUCUCUGCCAUCCUUAACCAGACGACACCUAUCGGGAAAACACACGACAGUCCAGAUCAGAUUCAGCUGGAAACACAAGACACACAAAACUCAGACAAAUCUGACAUGUUCACAUGCUGUGACAUGAUGAAGCAUCUGCUGAAAGACUGCAGUCUGGUUCAGAGGAUUUUGGAUGCUUGGGAGGAAAAUGACAAAACACAGGAAGCUGGAGGCAUGAGAAAAGGCUAUAUGGGUCAUAUGACCAGAAUUGCAAACACAGUGGUGCAGAAUGCAGAGAGAGAACAGGAACAGACCCAAAUUGCACGGCUAAUAAAAGAGCUACCAGAGGACUAUAAAGCACGCUGGGAGCAGUUUGUGAAUGAAACGCUAACAGAAACUAACAAGAAAAACACAGCAGACCUGGUGUUCUCAGAUUAUCAGAUCCAGCAAAUGACGGCGAACUUUGUUGAUCAGUUUGGACUGAAUGACGAUGAAUUCGGAGACCAUGACGGCAGCAUCAGCGCCACGUUCGAUCGAAUCACAGAGAUCAAAUUUAACCUGGUGGCUGAGGGGGCGAGCUCUGCCAUCUUUGAGACUCGCACAAAAGAGCGAAUCCGGCCAUUUGAUGAUGCUGAGGAGGAGGAAGACAUUUGGGAGGAUAAAGAAAUCAACUAUGCAACACAAGUGAAAGCCAGAAGCAGGUUUGGACUGGUGACAAACGCUCAGAAGAGCGAGGCGGAUGGUGGCUCUCGCAGACGUCUGGAGUCACCUGACAUGGAGUGGUUUCCAGAGACCAAACAAACUCAAGAAAAUACCAAGAACCAGGAAAUGGACAAGCAGUCCAGCGAUCCGCAAAGUCCUGGAUGGAUAGCGAGUUUUGAAGACGACUUCAGCUGUCGGGAUUUCACGAGUAUCGUGAUGGAUACGGGCUCCAGUGUGUGGGGGAGCUCUACCGCCCAGCUCAGUGAGACGGAGGAGAAGGGAUGGGCAACUUUCACAGACUUCCAGCCCUUCUGCUGUUCAGAUGCAGGACCCAGAUGCAGUUCACCUGUGGACUCGGAAAAUCCAAACAAACCGAGCCAAAAUGAAGAAAUUAAAAGCUCGUCGGCGUGUGUGUGGAAUGUGUGUGGGGCGAGGAAGGCUCCGCUGGUGGCGUCUGACAGCAGCUCCAGUGAGUCAGACAGUGAGGAAGAGGAGAACCGAACCAACAUCAUCACAGAGAGUGUCGCCACAGCCAAUGCCAAGGACAACGUUAAACUCAGUGUAGAUGCAAAAAAUGAGAAGGCAGUCUUCAUCAGUGACACUAAUGCCAGAGCAACAGGUGGCAUGGCAACAGAUGUCAUAGCAACAGGAAGCAUCCCUGGUACUCAGUCACCCAAGGAGCAGAAGGGUGACUCCAGUAGUAACGGCCCAAUGUAACAGCGUUUCACCCGCCGCUCGCCUCCAUCCCCAUGACAGCUGUUACUCCACCCAUCAAAUGUUAAAGGCCGUGGCUUCCUGUUUUCAAACACGUUUCCUUUCCCUCUGGCAUUUGCCGUUUCCAUCGGUCUGCCGUAUAGUUACAUGGGUGUUUUUGGUUUGAGCAUAAGCGGUACUCUAGUUGAUCUCUGUCUUCCCUAAUGAAGACAUCUUCACU
Molecule: messenger RNA, 3159 nt
Organism: Sinocyclocheilus anshuiensis
Lineage: Eukaryota; Metazoa; Chordata; Actinopteri; Cypriniformes; Cyprinidae
Gene: ppp6r2b
Product: protein phosphatase 6, regulatory subunit 2b
Exons: 23
Coding region: 363-2942 (859 amino acids)
Cellular component (GO): cytosol; nucleus
Molecular function (GO): protein phosphatase binding; protein phosphatase regulator activity
Source: RefSeq, a predicted model, not a curated record